AAGCAAUUGUUUUAGAUUACAUUCCGCGGACUGUUGUGACUCUUGUGACAAUUGACUCUUUAUAGAUACAAUACAGGCGUAUAUAUGCGCGUGUAAUUUCCAAGAGUGAGUGAUAACUGUAUCAGCAGAAAAAACCCUCAAAUACUCUGCAAUUCUCAGCUCAUUCCCUCUUCAAUCAGUACAACGAAAUCUGCAAAAAUAGAUUCGGAUAAGAAGAGGAAGAAGACAUCGAUCUCUUCAGCAGAUCGACCGUCGGACAAGCACAAGAAAAAGUCCAAAAUGUCCUCAUCCUCCUCCGGCGGCGAAAAAGUCAGGGCUUCCCAUAUACUCAUUAAGCAUCGGGGAUCACGUCGUAAGGCUUCCUGGAAGGAUCCAGAAGGCCACGUCAUCUCCAACACCACCAAAGACGCCGCCGUCUCUCAGCUCAAAUCUCUCCGUGAAGACAUUGUCUCCGGCAAAGCUAAGUUCGAUGACGUGGCUGCUACUCAUUCCGACUGUAGCUCCGCCAAACGCGGCGGUGAUCUCGGUCCAUUUGGCAAAGGUCAGAUGCAGAAACCUUUUGAAGAAGCAACAUAUGCUCUAAAAGUUGGCGAGAUAAGUGACAUCGUGGAAACUGACAGCGGGGUUCACAUCAUCAAGAGAACAGCAUAAAGCUGUGAAUAUAGUGUGAUGCUUGUGGAAGAAUGACUGCCCCGGUGAUGCAGUAUUCAUCUUUAAAUGUUGCCCACUAUAAUGCUUAUAUCGAUAAUUAUGAAGAUUAUAGCGAGAAAUUUUUUACUACUCGCCCUUUUAUUCUCAGGGUUGAGGUGAAGAUUUAAGAAAAUUUGACCAACAAAGGAUGAGACAUAUCUUUUGUUAUUUGGUUCUCUUUUAGUGGGUCUUUUCUGGGCAUUUUUAAUAUUUGCUGGAAACCUGUUUUGGCCUAAUUUUGUUUGCUGCA
Messenger RNA from Nicotiana tabacum (common tobacco), 940 nucleotides. Its product is annotated as peptidyl-prolyl cis-trans isomerase Pin1. Gene Ontology annotation, cellular component: nucleus; cytosol. Lineage: Eukaryota; Viridiplantae; Streptophyta; Magnoliopsida; Solanales; Solanaceae. Gene Ontology annotation, molecular function: peptidyl-prolyl cis-trans isomerase activity. The record is from RefSeq and is a predicted model, not a curated record.